Haplochromis burtoni (Burton's mouthbrooder) is the source of this 2931-nucleotide messenger RNA. RefSeq names its product Cbl proto-oncogene-like 1, E3 ubiquitin protein ligase (gene cbll1). Gene Ontology annotation, biological process: protein ubiquitination; regulation of cell adhesion. Lineage: Eukaryota; Metazoa; Chordata; Actinopteri; Cichliformes; Cichlidae. The record is from RefSeq and is a predicted model, not a curated record. The transcript is spliced from 7 exons. The coding region runs from base 900 to 2483 and encodes 527 amino acids. Gene Ontology annotation, molecular function: ubiquitin protein ligase activity.
CAAAGUAGGGCCGAGACGUUAGCAAAACUUGUUAUUCAUGCUAUAUAUGUUUUAACCUGCGUAGCCGUUUUCAUACCAGCUCUAAGAGCUAACGUGACUACAAAGCCCCCUCGUGGAAAGUGGUUUUGCUAAGCUAACCCGUAAUCUCCCAGGGGAACAUUAAAGCUUGAAUGGUGCGGGCUAGCCAAAAAGGCUUGAGUACUUCUCGCCAAAAGUUAACGUUACGCCCUAAGUUGGUCUGGAGGGUUACACGAAAUGUUCCACCAGAGUUUAUGCAAUUAUUAAACCCAACUGCAAACGAUAUAUUCUCACAUGUUAGUGGGUUUACGGCUAGCUGCGAUUUAGUUGGGGCGCGAAUGCGGCUUGAUUGUUAGCAUAUGCUAACCACUUAGCUGUAUAAAGAAACUAUAUCUUAUAACGAGUCUCUUGACUGUUAACCCACAUACACGAGCCCUUUUUUGCUGAUAGUAUUAAAGGCGAAACGCUAACGUUGUUAAUCUAAUUUCCAAUUGUUUAUAUUACUGCAGUGUCACUAAAGUGAUAAACCAUUGCCAACUAUAAAUAUCUGCGGCUCUGAGCUCCUCCUCGCUUGUUGUGGCUUUGCUAAGGGACAGGUACAAGUUUCUGUGUCGUAGGCGACAUUGUGAGAGUGGGUGCAGGUGGAAGGUAUCAAGCCUGGAAAGGUUGUGUGUGAAUGAAGUGUGUGGAAAGGUGAAGAUGAGUAUACGUAAUGAAGGUGGAUGAGUUGUAUAUUUGGGGUCAGCCAUCAAAAGCAACGGGCAAUACACAAGAAUGGCAAAGAGUCCAUGCAGGGUAGAGAUGAGUGUCAAAGAUGAUUUGUUACUGAAUAAUAAUGGCGCGAGUGAAAGGAAGAGUUACAAGAUGGUAGUCCACUAAAGAUGUUAACAUUUUCAUUGGGAGUGACCAACACGUACAGCAUUAGAUGUCUCAUAUUGAGCAGUUUGGAGACAAAGGCAAGGCUGGGACAGAAGAUGGAGCUGCCAGGCAGAGACAAUGAUCUUCAAGGAAGCGAUGGCUCUGGGAGUUUGGGAGGCCCGGAUGUUCGCAGACGAAUCCCCAUCAAACUUCUGUCCAAGCAGCCAAUAAGGAGCAAACCUCAGCAGCGCCCCCAGAGACCUGUCAGCAGAACUUGUAAAAGUGAGCCUGGAGAAGAUGUAAUCAUGAAGUCGAUGAUGAGGACAGCAUCAAAUAACUUUGGCUUUAAGCAAGAGGACAGGUUUGACUGUGGAACUAAAGCUGGUGAUGUGUUUGCAAGUCAGAGGAGAUUUCCACAACCGUUGUUCUGGGACUAUAAGUUAAACUUGAUUGGAGAAAAGGAUGACGUUCCGAUUCACUUCUGUGACAAAUGCGGUCUCCCUAUUCAGCUGUAUGGACGGAUGAUUCCCUGCAAACAUGUUUUCUGUUAUGACUGUGCUCUACUUCAUGAGAAGAAAGGAGAGAAGAUGUGCCCAGGCCUGACCCUCUAUAACUGCACAGACCCGGUUCAGCGCAUUGAACAGUGCCAACGUGGUUCCCUCUACAUGUGCAGCAUCGUAGCAGGAUGCAAGCGCACCUACCUGUCUCAGCGUGACCUCCAGGCCCAUGUCAACCACCGCCACAUGAGGGCUGCCAAGUCUUCUGCAGGCCGCCAGGAGCCCGUGCACCUGCCCCCUGCUUCUGAUGUAUCUGAGCGUUUCCGCCUGCCUCCACCUCACUUACCCAAGAACCAUGUCCAUCUCACCAACCCGCUCCAGCACGGGAGCCAUGAUCCUUACAGUCAGCCGCCACCUCCCUCCGCUCACGAAGGCCCGCCCCCAACUCCUUCUCUGGGUCCUGAGACAUUCCGCAUUGCCACGGUAACAACUCGUAAGCACAGUAAUCUCAUCACUGUGCCCAUUCAAGACGACUCCUCUUCCUCUCGCGAGCCCCUCUCUGCUGGGCCAGGCCCUGGCCAGCCACCCCACCACCACCCCGGGGACUAUCCUGGCCAGCCUCCCGUAGUGUCGCACUCUCACCAUAUGAUGGCACCACCUCAACAGCAUUUUGGUCCCCCGCCUCCCCCGCCGCCUCCCAUUACCCACCCAAUGCAGCAUCCUCCCCAGGCCUCUGGGACACCACACAUGGUGUACAACCAGGCCCCUCCUCCCCCAAUGUCCACAGCGCCCCCACCUAUUACUCCUCCACCAACGCACAUGAUACCCCCUUACAUGAAUCACCCACCCCCAGGACCUCCACCACAGCAUAGCGGCCCUCCUGUUAAUGCCCCACCACCUCAUCAUUAUAACCCGAACUCCAUGCAGCAGUUCCCUGAAGACCAGGGUACCCUCAGUCCGCCCUUCACCCAGCCAGGAGGGCUCAGUCCUGGGAUGUGGCCCGCCCCAAGAGGACCCCCACCUCCACGAAUGCAGGGACCCCCUCCCCAGGGCCAAAUGCCUGGUCCGCACCAUCCGGAUCAGGGCCGGUAUCGGCCCUAUUACCAGUAAACUACCACCGAAAUGAGUCUGUCAUUCUGUUCCAUACUGCUUGUCUGAGUAAUGUGAUAGUAAACCUCAGGGUUCCAGGUUGUAGACAUUGAUUUCCAUAAAACUGCCCAAAGCAAAUGUGUAUGUGGUGCACACUCAAGUUAACUGUGCUAAACCUUCCACUGAACAUACUUUUGACUUGGAAGAGAGCCGGAGUGUCCUGUUUUUGAAACAACAUAUGGUAAACAUGUCUGUAUAUAUGUUAGCUGAUGCCACACAUGUACAUUUAAAGAUGUUGAGUCAAUAAAUUUUUAACAGCACAUUUCUAUCGUUUUGUUUGACAUGAUGUGAUGUAGUACAAUGUCAGCUGGUUUCUUUAACAGAAGUUACUGAAAACUACAUUUAUCACUUGGUCUGACUGACGAGGUCUUCAGUAUUUCUCAUUAAAAAUAUAUUGUGGAAAAAUGAA